This is a messenger RNA of Malus domestica (apple), 1258 nucleotides long. RefSeq lists its product as uncharacterized. The record is from RefSeq and is a predicted model, not a curated record. Lineage: Eukaryota; Viridiplantae; Streptophyta; Magnoliopsida; Rosales; Rosaceae.
UCUCUAAUCUUAUCCUUCAAAUAUCCUUCAAAUAAACACCAAACUAUGAGCAACAAAUCCUUAAUUCACAGAGAAGAAAAUUCGGGGCUCGUUUCUUCGGAAAGAAUAGAUUGAUCAACCAAAUAAGGAUGAGAUUCUCCGGCGCAGGACGAGAAGACUGAAGAGUCCGGCAGCGUCUACGACCUGCAGAAAACUUAGUUUUUCAAAGAGAAAAGGAAACCCGAACUGGUUCCAGAGACAGCUCUAAGCAAAAAUGAGUCAAGACUACGAUGCUAACAGAGCAAUGGAGCAUGCAACUGCGGUGGCAGCUGCUGCAUUUGCCAUUAAAUCAAUUGAAGAUUCGGCCAUCUCUGACAAGGAAAUGGCGGGCAAUGAGCGUAAACCAAAUUUGGUGAGGAUCACGAGCGGAAAGGAAGAAACGGCAAUUUCAAAGCCGGAACCUGGAAUAUUUUCCAAAAUAUUCUCAGGUGCAGGUUCGAGGAAAAGUACUCCAGCACAAGAAGAUCCAGAUGGUAAGGUGCCAAUAAGCAUUGCCACAACCGGGAAGAGCCCAGAAAAGGCUGUCCUUCCUGACAGUAUAAAACGUCAAACUGCACCACCGCCGCCACCACCACCACCACCCCCCCUUCGACCCCCAUCUAUCAAGAGAACUCCAACUUUUGAUGAUAAACGGUCGAGCAGCGCUGGCGGUGUAAAACCUGAAACUGCAGCAGCAAAACCCAAUUUGUCUGCCACUACGAAACCCGAAAGUCCUUGGGAUGAAACCAAGAAGCCGACUUCAACAGGACCUGGAACAAGGAAAACACAAGCAGAUAUUUGGGAAGAAACCAAGAUUGCUAGACUCAAAGCAAGGUAUGAGAAGCAAAAGGCCACAAUACUUGCAUGGGAGAACAACAAGAAGACGAAAUGCAGAAAACGUCUCGAUAAAAUAAAGCAAGGUGAAGUAGCGGAAAAAAGAGAAAAAGCACUACGAAAGUUCAGCGCAGAGAUGGAAUAUAUCAAAGAGAUUGCAGACGGAGCUAGGGCACAGGCAGCAGAGAGGCACAGAAAUGGUGUCUUGAAGGUGAAACAAAAGGCAAAUGAAAUGAGAAGAACAGGGAAAGCUCCUACAACAUGCUUCUGCUUCUAAUUAGACCAAUUACUCACCUACUUUCGAGUGUAAAUAUUUUUAUCAAGAUACUGUAUUUUCACAGAGAGUCAAUCACAAUAAGAUGGCAGUUCCACCGCAUGGUUAGCUGCCCCAUAUUUAAAACGAGUA